ACAUUACCCACAAGGCUAAGCGCUCUCAUACGUCAACUGCAAUCACAGUUGUAUUUCCAACAUGGCGUCGCUGGGAAGGAGGCGCGGUGUCCCAGUAAGCAGGGAGAGGGGAGUGAUGGCGGCGACAGACUGCUACAUCGUGCACGAGAUCUACAACGGCGAGAACGCGCAGGACCAGUUUGAGUACGAGCUGGAGCAGGCUCUGGAGGCCCAGUAUAAAUACAUUGUUAUCGAGCCCACACGCAUCGGAGACGAGACGGCUCGAUGGAUUACCGUGGGCAACUGUCUGCACAAGACGGCCGUGCUGUCAGGCACCGCGUGUCUCAUGACGCCCCUUUCGCUGCCCGUCGAAUACUCGCGCUACGUGGCGCUGCCCGCCGGCGCCCUCAGCGUGGCCUGCUCCGCCCUCUACGGAAUUUCAUGGCAGUUUGACCCCUGCUGCAAGUACCAGGUGGAGUACGACAGCCAAAAACUCUCACGGCUGCCCCUGCAUACGCUCACCUCCUCGACGCCCGUGGUUUUGGUACGCAGGGAUGACAUCCACAGAAAGAGACUCCAUAACACGAUAGCACUGGCUGCCCUGGCGUACUGCGCCAAGAAGAUCUACGAACUCUAUGCGGUAUGAGUGCACUCUGAAGAGGGUUUAAAAACCAACAUAUUAAAGGAAAAAAACAACAAAAAAAACAGAACCUGUCCGCCCCCAGAUGUAAGAAAACAGGAAGUCCUGAUCGGGCCCAGCAGGUAGCGCCACACGUGCGGUGGGUGCUUCCAUUUUGAACUUUGAUCAGAGGGAUAUAGUAAAAACUAGAAGGAAUUGUUUGUUCCCUUGCGUUUCCUUUACUUUUUGUGACAUCAUCAGCACACUUAUCUCUGUAGUACCCUUGCGCCUCCCCCAAUGCGCCCUUCACCGGCAUACUUGACACACAGCAGGCUAAUGCUCAAGGGUACGGCAGCAGGUCCUCUGGACUGAACGCCAUUGGAGUUGAAACGGACAGUCAUGUUCUGAGUAUCGCGCUCUCUCUCUCUCCCUCUUUCCCUCGUAGUUUUACUGUACCCCUUCCUCGCUGAUCAGUACGUCACCCUUUCAUUAAACAUUAGGAUAUUUCAAACUCACUUUUCUGUAUUUUAUUUUGCUUUUUCUUUUUCAUUAAAUGGAUUCUACAUAAUGUCCAGAAAGAAACAAAAAGGCUGCGACUUCUUGAGAUUGUGUGUCGUUCAUGAAGAGUUUCUUGUUUAACGGAGUGAUAUUUAAGAUUUGAUAUUUCUGUGACUCGAUGUGCUCAAAACACUAAAACAAUCUGAACUCCUGGUAUGUUUCAAACGGGCUCCUUGUACUUUCAAAUCUGGGAAACUCUCCAAAAUGUCCCUAAGAAGCUCGUAAUGUGACAGAUGAAAUGUUGUAUUAAUACCGGUUAUGAUAUUAGAGAAACUGAAUAUUGAGUCGAGAGAACGAGAGACUUGUAAAAAUAAAAUGUAAUUUCGAGGUUA
This is a messenger RNA of Labrus bergylta (ballan wrasse), 1488 nucleotides long. RefSeq names its product transmembrane protein 11 (gene tmem11). Gene Ontology annotation, biological process: inner mitochondrial membrane organization. Lineage: Eukaryota; Metazoa; Chordata; Actinopteri; Labriformes; Labridae. Gene Ontology annotation, cellular component: mitochondrial inner membrane. The record is from RefSeq and is a predicted model, not a curated record.